This is a messenger RNA of Beta vulgaris subsp. vulgaris (sugar beet), 642 nucleotides long. RefSeq lists its product as uncharacterized. Lineage: Eukaryota; Viridiplantae; Streptophyta; Magnoliopsida; Caryophyllales; Amaranthaceae. The transcript has a single exon. The record is from RefSeq and is a predicted model, not a curated record. Bases 1 to 642 code for a protein of 213 amino acids.
AUGGAGGUUAGUCCCAAGGUUCGUCAUUUUCUCUGGAAAUUAUGCACCCACACGUUGCCUACGCGAGGAGUUCUGUUCCAUCGCCAUCUAAUCGAUGAGGCGGUUUGUCCUUGGGGAUGCGGUGAGCAUGAAUCUGCUUAUCAUGCUAUUUUUACUAGCCCGAGAUUUGAGGAGGUGUGGAUGGAUAGUGGAUGUUCGAGAAUGCGGGACAAUAGUGAUUGUGACACAAUGUGUGACCUGGUGGUGAAAUGGAAACAACUGGAUUUGCGAAUACAAGUGAAGGGAGCUUUCUUGAUGUGGUGUAUUUGGGGCGAACGAAACAACAAAGUUUUUAACGACAAAAGCACCCCCAAUAGUGUGCUGUUACGUAGGGUGGAUCGAUUGGUUGAGGAGUAUGGGAAGUAUGCUGUGAAUAUUUACCGACAGCAGGGAAGGGUAUCACAAAGCCCUCGGUAUUGGAACCCUCCAUCACAAGGGUGCUGGAAAAUCAAUGUGGAUGCAUCUCUUGCUACUGAAGGAUGGGUGGGCCUGGGCAUUAUUGCUCGUGAUCAUCUAGGUGGAGUUCGGUUUACGGCUACUCGGCGUACGAGAGCCUUUUGGUCGCCUGAAAUUGCAGAGGCCAAAGCUAUCGAAAUGGAGUGA